Molecule: messenger RNA, 7761 nt
Organism: Nothobranchius furzeri (turquoise killifish)
Lineage: Eukaryota; Metazoa; Chordata; Actinopteri; Cyprinodontiformes; Nothobranchiidae
Source: RefSeq, a predicted model, not a curated record
AUGUACUGCAAGUACAUGGUGCACACCAGCAGCUGUGAGCUGUCCUCUGUGGAAAACUGUCAAAAGGUAUCGGAAGCAUUUGCACAAGUAAGAGUACGAAUGCUAAUUUAUGGUGGGCCAUAUGGAGGCAGCCACAACAUUGUUGCUGCUCAACAGAUGGACAAUAAUCUGGGCCAUGAUUACCAUCAGAGGCAGUGGCUUUAUUGCGACACCCCCAGCAGCUCCAUUGUUGCCCUUUGUAUCAUUCAGCUCAAAUCUGUCAUGCCCAGCUCUCCUGGGCUCAAAAUAUCACAGAACAAAAGCCCCUUCAGGCCAGAGAUCCGGAUUGAGCUACAGGGCGCUGUCGGGAAACUUCGGCCUCGGCUGCCGCUGGGCGAGAUCUACUCUUGCCAGCAACCAGACUCCACAUUGGAGACUUGUAAAGCACUUUGGAGUCCUCUGGCUCUGAAAGGCACUAUACAAGUGUGGGUCAUUUAUCAUUGCCAUUUAACCCUGUCCUGUUUUUAUUUGUGUGUGUGUGUCUUCCAUUUAUUUUCAGUAUGUGCUGGAACUGAGAACAAGCUGAGCACCCUGUCGGACCUGGAGCAGCAGUAUCGCACCUUGAGGAAAUACUAUGAGAACUGUGAAGUCGUAAUGGGCAACCUUGAGAUCACAAGCAUCGACCGCAGUCGGAACCUCACCUUCCUCAGAUCCAUCCGGGAAGUGACAGGCUAUGUGUUGGUGGCUCUGAACCAGUUUGACUACCUGCCUUUGGAGAAUCUGAGGAUCAUUCGAGGAACCAAGCUGUACGAGGGUCGCUACUCCCUUGCAAUCUUCCUCAAUUACAGGCGAGAUGGAAACUUUGGCCUGCGGCAGUUGGGUCUGAAAAACCUUACGGGUAAGUGAUCAAAAUGUUUUUGUUCAGGUUCAUUUGCCUUUGGUGUGUCUGUCUGUGGGGAUUUUUUCAUCUAGUGUUUUUAUCUCAUGUUGAUGCACUUUGCCUAGAGUGAGAAGAGCCGUCAGCUUGUUCAGGUUUGUGUGGAAUGCUACUUUUGUAUUUCAAAGAUGAGACAAAAGUGGUUAAUGGCUUUAUUCCUCAGUGUGAGGCUUUGUGAAAAAAUCUGAGCGCCAUUUCAGAGUGCGUCUGUUUGUUGUCUCAGGGGUAAUGUUCAUAAUGCGACUGAAAUUAUUUGUCUUUAGUUACACUCCAACAAAACAUUGUCACAUAACUGAAUGUUGUUUAAAAGCAUUAUUAUCUGUUUAGCCCUAUCAGCCGACAUAACUUCAUCUAAGAGAAUAUACCCUAAUUAAAUCCUCUUUACAAAAAUAUUAGGAGUAUUCACAUUGAAUAUAUUUAAACAUUCAAAGCCCACCUACUGGUUAGUAUGUAUCUGCUUAUUGGUUUACUUUGCUGUUCAUACAAAAUGGCUAAAUAUCUCUUUCUCUCUCCUUUUUUUAUUUAACAAUUUCCAAAUUUAUCAUUGACUUUCUUAGACUAAAGUAUGUACCACUGGCUCACAACGCUUAAUCUCCACACAUCAAAAGGUUUCUCCUUGCACAUCACCUGAUUCAUGCCUCCUUCUUACAGCAAGCCGAAAAGAUGGCAAAUGUGAUUGUUGAUGAAAUAGUGUAGCACGUUUGAAAGCAUCACGUGGGCAGCUCUGUCGCUCUGUGAACAAUGGAUUGUGCUGCUUCUCAUUCUUUCUUCUGGAGCCCUGAUCUUAAGGUCGGUGUAAAAUGAAGUUGUUGACUUGUAAACAAGGUGAAGAGCUGUUACACAACAGGGCUAAGUGCAGAGAGCCAGAGGAGGCUUACGUCGUGUUCCAGAUCAAAGGUGCUAUAUACUUAUUGCAAGGCGAAAGUCUAUCUCAUGACUUUGAAGAGUAGAUUUAUAAGGAAGGAAAGGUUUGACUGGCAGCUUGUAGCGUCAUGAAUCCUCGGCAGUGGUUUGUACUAAAUGACGAAAGCUAAGAAAUAAAAUGUUUAAAUAAAGAUUAAUUUGAAUUAUGUAACUCCUUCAUUACACCAGACGCAUGAGUGGGUAGAGGUGGUGGUAGCACUUUACAAUAAGGGUCCCUUUAUUGAUGUUACUUACUGCAUUAUUAGGCAUUAAUCAGCAAAGUUUUCCAUUAUUAACAUUGCUGAUAUUGUGAACUGUUAAGUGUCCUUAAGGUUAGGACAAAAGGCCAGGGGUGAGGCUGCUUAGUAAUGCUUUACUUAAUAAGAUUAAUAUUAAGCAGCUGCUAAUACUUUAUUUGAUAGUUUAUUAUUGCUUAAUAAUGUACUAAGUAACGUUAAUAAAGGGACCCUGAUUGUAAAGUCUUACAUAAGGCAUCGUACUGAUCAGUUUCUUUCCAAUCGGCAACUUUUUGGACGCAAAAAGGGAGUGAAAGUGUUUCACACAUCUUGUCCCAUCAGGUCAAAAAAAUCUGUGAGAAUUGUAUCAUCACAUAUAUGUUUGGAAGUUCACACAAUAACCUAGCGUGGCCUGUAAGACUCGUCCUCUGCGUAAUUCUGCACAGAGAAAGAGUCUGGUAACUCACAAGCAGAGCGGCACAUGAGGGGCGGGACUAGGCAGCUCAAAAAUGACAAAUCAGAAAAAAAGACUGAAAUGCCGACUGUACCGCGCGACGCUGUAGGUUUUUAGCUGUAGUAAAAAAAGGCAUCUGGCAACAGCGCAAACAUCUUUUUUUUUAGAAGAAAGCCUUUUAGCGCUUCUACUUGUUAUGGUUUUAAAGACAUUCAAGUCAUUUAGAACAGAGGAAAGAUCCACAGCGAACUCCACUUCAGUCGCCAUGGUCGACAAGCUCGGCGUUAUGGUGUGUGACGUACGAUACUCAGCGCUGAUUGGCUCGGUUAGAAUUCUCACGGGGUGGGGUUAUUUGAAUAGGAGAGUUCCCAGACCCUUUCUCUUAAGUAAAUUAAACAGAGGAGGAGCCUGGCAGGCCAGGCUAACGACAACGAGCAAGGGGAAAGAUGACUGCAUAUAUCAAAAAUGUCUGUGGUUUAUUUACUGUUCUUUUUUUCUCAUAUUAGGAGGUUUCACAGAAAAGUAUGUAUGUUUUUCACUAUGUAAGCAACUGGAAAUCUAUACUUGACUUUUAUUUUGAAAGUUUCCAGAUGUUUUACACAGCUUUCUUAUUUGACCUCCUGUCUGGCAUGCACAAAAUUGUGGAAUUUGACGUAUUCUGGAAGAGUAGCAUCGUAAAAAAUAGACUUGAAACUAGAGAUGUCCCGAUCAGGUCUUUUUGCCCUCGAGUCCGAGUCUGAGUCGUUUGGUUUUGAGAAUCUGCGGAUACCGAGUACCAAUCUGAUACUUUGGAUACCUAAAAAAAAAAAAAGAAAGAAAGAAAAGGAAGAACCAGUUCCAGAAAUGUCCUUACUUUUUAUUUAAUUACCUUUUUAUUUUUAUUUUUAACAACAGAUCACUUCUGUGAGGUUAGCUUGAACAAUCAAGUAAUAAAUAACAUAAAUUAUUCACUUUUGGCCUUUAUUGCAAAUAUAAAGUCUAAUAUAAAAGCAGAUAGCACUUCAACUUAAAAUACCUGACAGGGGUCUAUUUUGCCUCGGCCCCCAAAAUGCUUAGAUACGCCCCUGGGCAUGGGACGGAGUUUUGAAGAUGAUCUGAAUUGUAUCAACUAUAUAAAUACUACAUGCUGAUAAAUUAUUGCUUUAUACAGGUACAAACGUGUAGUGGGAUCAAUCUACCUAGAUUUUAUUUUUUUAAGAACUUUGUUUUGUUUUCUUGGUUUUUAUUUUCCUAUCUUCCUGUCCUGUCUGUCUCUGAUCUUCCUGCAUCUCCCAGUCCUCCAGAAAAACUCCUGCCUGCUCCCUACUUUUUCACCUCACAAGUAACUUUUUAACUAGCAGAUCAAGUUGAUCUAUUGACCGCAAUAAAAGCGGUGUGCACCACGCUGCCUGGCUGCGCCAGUGACGAGCGCUGCAGCGUGAGCACGUCCACACGUCAUGCUCAAGUACAGACAGAACUUACAGCUAGAACAUACCAGCGAGAAAAUGAUCGGACACGAACGACUGUGUGUUAAUUAUAUAUAUUUUUGGUGACGCCACUUAGAAACGUAGAAAAUGUUACUGUGGCCGUGUGCAGAACGUAGCUGGAGUUCAUGAAUAAUCAGCUGUCUGCCUGCCGCUCUCUGCAUCUCUGCUCAAAAGAAUCCCCACUACUCUGAGUCCAUAUAAUAUAUAUAAUAUGGGUAGAAAGUGGAUCUUUUUUGUGCUCCUUCUGGGUGUGUAAGUUAAGGCCAUCAGGGGAGCCUGUCAACCUUUAAGGAAAACCAAGUUGCUCUCCUGUAAUUUGAACCCAGUAUCCAGUCCGGAUCGGGGCUUGGAUCGGGAAGUAAAUCCCGAGUCCCGAUCGAGUCGGAUUGGGACGUCCCUACUUGAAACGUAAAUGUGUCUCUCUUUCUCUGCAUUUUUUUGGUAACAAUUGCCUAUUUUUGCUUAUUUUAAUCAUCUUUUUAAUCAUUUUUUAAAGUUCUUUUUUUAUAUUUUAAAUAUUUUGUUUUUGUGAAGUGCCUCGUGACUUAUCUUGAGAGGCGCUAUAGAAAAUAUCAUGUUCUUUCUUUCGUUCUAUGCUUCUGGGACCCUAAACCGUGACACUUAACAGCCAGUGGAAAGGAACCUGUCCACCAAUGGUGGAUAAUUGCAGCAAAGUACGUUUUGUCGCCUUUUUGCAACACUUUCGUAUCUGGUGGAAAGGAGGGGUAAGAGACAAAGAAAAGGAUCUUUUAUAUAGCGCCUCUCAAGAUAAAACUUACAAAGCACUUCACAAAAACAAACAAGCAAGAUAUAAAAAAGAUUUCAAAAAAGGAAUACAUUUUUGUUUAAAAUGAGAAAUAAAUGAAAAAUUGUGAUUAAAAAAUGUGAGGAAAGGGAGAGAGAAAAUGAAUAUGAAAGAGGGAAAGCAGUGGAUCCUGGGAAAGGUGGAAUACGUAGGAAGAGCAGAAUAAAGAAAUGGUGGUGACAAAGGUCGCACAAAAGCCAUCUUGAACAGGUGAGUUUUCAGCUGCUUUUUAAAAGAGACAACUGAGUCCUAUGAUCUGAGGCUCAGGGGGAGAGAGUUCCAGAGUCUGGGGGCCACAGCUGUCACUUAGGGUUGGGCAUCAAGCAUCGAUUGGAACUAGUUCCAACUGUUAGUUUUUCCCGGAAUCGUUCAAAGUUUUUUAUUUCGAUUCCUAGUUUUGAUUCCUAGAAUGCCGUCCGGAAGAGGAAUCCGCGGUCGAUCUCCGUGAAAAAUAAAUGUAAUCUGUAAAUUGUGAGCAACGUUUUUCAGAGCUGAUCACACCAGCUGUCUGUGUGCAGCACUGAGUCCCCCCUCCCCCCACCUGGCCCACAGCGGCCAAAUAUGUAAAGUUUAACUCCUGCAGCAUAGAGGAAACUUGUUAAAAUACAUUAACACGGUGGAUUUAAUAGAAGCUUUAAAGAACAAACUCUGGAUGGUGCGAGGCGAGUUUGUCUCACUGCAGAAAUAAAAACACACACGGAGCGUCAGCAGUCAGACGCAGCCAGCUACAUUUAAGUUUCACUUUCUGUUCUGACUGAAUGCUGCUGCAGCAUGGAGGUGUAGUUCUCAGUCAUCCUGGACAUGAUCAUCCUGAGAGUUUUAGCUGAAAACAGCGGGACGUUUCUGGAUAUGUUGGAGACAUUUAGCCUCUCAUCCCAGAGGCUGCUUCCUGACUUUGGUUGUGGUCAGAAACAAACACACUGGUUGUGCUGCAAGUCUUUUUCUUUUUGUCUCCAAAACACGUUUUUGUCUAAAUGAAGGCGAUGUUAUUGUUCAUAGAAUUAAAAUUCAUGCUGAAGUUAAGAUUAUUUCAUCAAGUAGGACCCGUGGUUAGCUGGUUCAUAUAAAACAUGUCAUGUCUUGAAAGAAUCGGAAUCACCCAGCUAACAAAAAUUUGUUGUAAGAACGUUAUGGGAAUGUUUAUUUUGAAUGUUGUAAAAACGUAGAAAUGUCCAGUUUUUUUAAUGUUACUGGAACGGUUGUGUUAACGUUACAAAAACAUUGCUGGAAUGUUUGCUUAAAGUUGUUUGAAUGUUAUUUUACGGUUAGCAUGACAUUAACAGAACGUUAUGGGAAUGUUUACUUUAAAUGUUGUAAAAACGUAGAAAUGUCCAGUUUUUUUAACGUUACUGGAAUGGUGUGUUAACGUUACAAAAACAUUGCUGGAAUGUUUGCUUAAAGUUGUUUGAAUGUUAUUUUACGGUUAGCAUGACAUUAACAGAACGUUAUGGGAAUGUUUACUUUAAAUGUUGUAAAAACGUAGAAAUGUCCAGUUUUUUUAACGUUACUGGAAUGGUGUGUUAACGUUACAAAAACAUUGCUGGAAUGUUUGCUUAAAGUUGUUUGAAUGUUAUUUUACGGUUAGCAUGACGUUAACAGAACGUUAUGGGAAUGUUUAUUUUGAAUGUUGUAAAAACGUAGAAAUGUCCAGUUUUUUUAAUGUUACUGGAACGGUGUGUUAACGUUACAAAAACAUUGCUGGAAUGUUUGCUUAAAGUUGUUUGAAUGUUAUUUUACGGUUAGCAUGACAUUAACAGAACGUUAUGGGAAUGUUUACUUUAAAUGUUGUAAAAACGUAGAAAUGUCCAGUUUUUUUAACGUUACUGGAAUGGUGUGUUAACGUUACAAAAACAUUGCUGGAAUGUUUGCUUAAAGUUGUUUGAAUGUUAUUUUACGGUUAGCAUGACAUUAACAGAACGUUUACUUUGAAUGUUGUAAAAACGUAGAAAUGUCCAGUUUUUUUAACGUUACUGGAAUGGUGUGUUAACGUUACAAAAACAUUGCUGGAAUGUUUGCUUAAAGUUGUUUGAAUGUUAUUUUACGGUUAGCAUGACGUUAACAGAACGUUAUGGGAAUGUUUACUUUGAAUGUUUUAAAAACGUAGAAAUGUCCAGUUUUUUUAACGUUACUGGAAGGUGUGUUAACGUUACAAAAACAUUGCUGGAAUGUUUGCUUAAAGUUGUUUGAAUGUUAUUUUACGGUUAGCAUGACGUUAACAGAACGUUAUGAGAAUGUUUACUUUGAAUGUUUUAAAAACGUAGAAAUGUCCAGUUUUUUUAACGUUACUGGAAUGGUGUGUUAACGUUACAAAAACAUUGCUGGAAUGUUUGCUUAAAGUUGUUUGAACGUUAUUUUACGGUUAGCAUGAUGUUAACAGAACGUUAUGGGAAUGUUUACUUUGAAUGUUGUAAAAACGUAGAAAUGUCCAGUUUUUUUAAUGUUACUGGAAUGGUGUGUUAACGUUACAAAAACAUUGCUGGAAUGUUUGCUUAAAGUUGUUUGAAUGUUAUUUUACGGUUAGCGUGAUGUUAACAGAACAUUAGCAUAACAUUACUGGAACGGUUACUGAAACGUUAUUUGAUUAUUAGCAUAACGUUCCCGGAAUAUUUUCAUAACAUGGCUGCAAUACUGCUACAAUGUUACCGGAACAUUUUGUUAAUGUUUGGAAAAACAUUGUUGCAGCAUUAGCAAAACAUUGCUAAAACGUUAGCCUGACAUUACCAGAACGUUAUCUAAAGGCUAGAAAAAUGUUUCUGCAACGUUAUCUUAAGGUUAGCAAAACAUUGCUGGAAUAUCAGCAUAAUGUUUCUGGAACGUUAUCUUAAGGUUAGCAUAACAUUGCUGGAACAUUGGCAUAAUGUUUCUGGAAUGUUAGGGUUAGGGUUAGCAAAACAUUGCUGGAACAUCAGCAUAAUGUAUCUGGAACGUUAUCUUAAGGUUAGCAAAACAUUGCUGGAACAUCAGCAUAAUGUUUCUGGAAC